AUGGUUGGCGGCGACGGACAGCCCCUCGAGGUGGGCGACGAAGUCGACGUGCCCGGCGGCAUGUACGGAGUUGUCAAGUUCAUGGGAGGCGUGCGAGGAAAGAAGGGGAACUUCGCCGGUGUCGAACUAGCAAGAGAGUACGCGGCCAAAGGAAAGAACGACGGUGACGUCGACGGGUGAGUCUUCCUCCGCUGCCAGUCCAGACGGGCUGUCUGCUCACCACUGCUACAGGACCCGUUACUUUACCACCUCCGUACCCGGCGCUGGCAUCUUCCUCCCCUUACAUCGAGCCUCCAAGCGCGCUUCCGUCGACCCCAGCGAAGGCAGCCUUCCGCCUACCCCGGUCACACCCGGUUUCGGAGCGUCCUUUAAUCUCAAAGAUGAUGGGUAUGAGAGCCACAACGCGUCACCCCCUCCGCCGGUGCCCAAGUUCUCGCAAUCUAUGGGAGCUGGGGCCCGUGCUCCGAAGAGGCCGGAAUCGCCUCUCAGGCAACCAUCCAAGGUUGCUACCACACCCGGAAGGACGCCUAAUGGAAGAAACCUCUCGUUGGGCCUCUCCAAGAGCCAGAUGGGAGCACCGCCAAAGUUCUCGCCCACCCCGUCUAGGUCUAUGAGCAUGAGAACGCCACAACCGAGGAAGCCGACUAUUUCGAGGGCAAAUUCAAGCGUGGCCGACACCGCUGAUGAAGAUGAUAUGACCAGCGAAGGUGGCCAGAGCAGCGCGUUCAACCCGUUCAACCCGAAGGAAGAAGAAAUGGAGCGGCUACAGAAGAAACUAGACGAGACGGAGGCUGCAUUGAAAGACCGUGAAAAUCAACUGAAAGAGCAGGCCUCCAGCUUGGCAGACAUGGAAUCCAGUCUCAUCGAGAUUCAAAACCUUCUGCCAACUGAUGACGAGGACCUGCCGCAGUCAGUGCGCGACGGUGAGCCCGAGGACUCCGACGUAGGACAUCUGCGGGUGCUGUUGCGCGAGAAGAACGAGAGGAUUUCAAUACUUACUGCAGAGUUCGACAUGCACCGCGCAGAUUUCCGACAGACGAUUGACGCGCUUGAAAUGGCAACUUCAGAAACGGUGCGUGUAUAUGAGCAACGAGUUGAGGAUUUGAUGGCCGAGAUCCGGGAACUGCACGAACGUAGCGAGGAUGUCGACAGUGUCGCGGAGCAGCUUAAGCAGCUCGAAGAGCUCGUGCAAGAGCUGGAGGAAGGUCUCGAGGACGCCAGGCGCGGAGAGGCCGAAGCCCGCGGCGAAGUUGAGUUCCUGCGCGGUGAGGUCGAACGUGGCCGCAGCGAGCUCAGGCGCGAGAGAGAAAAGGCUGCCGCCGCUCUGAAGGGAGCCACUGCUGCUGCGGAUGGAAGCCCUCUCAGCCCCGGCGGCACCCCGCGCGAAAUCGAGCAACGGGACGACGAGAUCCGCGGCCUCAAGGCCAUCAUCCAGUCACUCAGCGCAGGCGGCGACCUGGCCAGCCCAGGACUGGAAAUUCCUCGCUCUCCGCUUACUAGCUCGUCAAAUGAUGCUGCAAUGGCAGAACUGCGCUCGUCUGUUGAUCGGAUGGAGCGCGAAAACGAGGAGCUCCGUGGCCUCAUCGAGCGCAAGGCUUUCCGCGAAGAGGAGCUGGAGCGCGAGGUUGAGAACCUGCGCACUCAAACCAGCGAGAUCAACCCGGCACGGGAUUCCGUCAUCAGCAACACGCAGUCAGAACGCUCAAGACUCCGUGAUUCGAAGAGCACCGUCGUCAGCUGGCGCGGUUACCAGAAGAGUCAGGCAGCCCAGCGCGAGUCGGAGCGGCAGCAGCUGGGGCGGAUGCCCGAGGCGGAGAAUGACGGCCGCAGCUCGAGCGCGGGCCAGUCGGAGCUGUGGUGCGAGAUCUGCGAGACGGGCGGCCAUGACAUCCUCAACUGCACCAACGACCUCGGCGGUGCCAGGAGGGACGACAUGCUGCACCCGAACGAGCACCACAACGAGCUGCACCUGACGCCCAGCAACCAUUCGCACCUUUCGGCGCGCACGUCGGACGACGAGCGCGAGCACCGCAUGGAGGCCGAGCAGGCCGCCGCCAUCACGACGCCCGCGCCCAGCGACUCGGUGACCUCUGGCAUGCGCAAGCUUAGCGUAUCGUCUGCCGAUUUCGACGCCGCGGCCGCAAACAGCCCGAGCCCCGCCGUCAAGCAGCCGGCACCGCCGUCGCAGCCGCCGCAAGCGGCGCUGCCGAACCCCUUUGAGGAGGGCCUCGUGGCCGGCAAGGGCCAGGCGGUCGAUGCGGAUAAGUGGUGCGCGCUGUGCGAGCGGGACGGGCACGACGCGACGGCGUGUCCGUUUGAUGACAUUUUGUGACGCGAGGAGGGAUUUGGGGAGGCGCUGGCGUUUCGGAUGAGCUGGGAGGCGGGGGGCGCGUCGGGGAGGAGGGAUAGUCUGGCAUUCUGAGGAGCCUGCUUGCUUCUCUGACCUGCCCGCUCUCUUCCACCUCUUCUUCUGCUUGCCUUUCUUUGCCGGCCUGCCUCCAUCCCCUUCGCCAUUCGGCAAGUUCAUACACACGCUUCUUGUUUGUCGUCAUUCUUAUUCUUCCUGGCUGUCUCCUUGGGGCCCGUUGCAAGCGUUUGCUUGCCGGCCAUGGUUCCGUUUGUCUUGGUCUUGUUGAUGCGAGCGAUAUGCGGCAUGCAUGAUAUCCCCCCACUGUCUGUCUGGCCUGGCGCAAAGCGAGCGCGCUAUCUUUCUUCUUGUUACAUGUCUUUAUCGUCUAUU
Aplosporella prunicola CBS 121167 is the source of this 2740-nucleotide messenger RNA. RefSeq lists its product as uncharacterized. NCBI's taxonomy places the organism in Eukaryota, Fungi, Ascomycota, Dothideomycetes, Botryosphaeriales, Aplosporellaceae. The transcript has a single exon. The record is from RefSeq and is a predicted model, not a curated record. Bases 443 to 2332 code for a protein of 629 amino acids.